AUGGAGCUGGGCUGUGCCAUGGCGGGCAGCGCCGCCGCCCCGCCGGGCCCCGGGCCCCCCGCCGCCGCCGGGGCCGGGCUGGCGGACAGCGAGGAGUACGAGAGCCUGCCCAGCGGCGUCGCGCUCGGCACGCACAUGGUGGCCGGGGCCGUGGCGGGGAUCAUGGAGCACACGAUCAUGUACCCUGUGGACUCGGUCAAGACCCGCAUGCAGAGCCUGCAGCCAGACCCCAAGGCGCAGUACCGGGGCGUGUACGAGGCUCUCAAGAGGAUGGUGCAGACCGAGGGCUUCUGGCGGCCCCUGCGCGGCAUCGACGUCACCGUGCUGGGGGCUGGCCCGGCCCACGCCUUGUACUUCGCCUGCUACGAGAAAAUGAAAAAGUCCCUCAGUGACGUUUUCCAGCCAGGAGGAAACAGCCACUUGGCCAAUGGCAUCGCCGGGAGUGUGGCCACGCUGCUCCACGACGCCGUGAUGAACCCUGCUGAGGUGGUGAAGCAGCGCCUGCAGAUGUUCAACUCCCCGUACACGUCGGUGCUGGGCUGCGUGCGGACGGUGCACAGGACCGAGGGCUUGGGAGCUUUCUACCGCAGCUACACCACGCAGCUGACCAUGAACGUGCCCUUCCAGGCCAUCCACUUCAUCACCUACGAGCUGAUGCAGGAGCACCUGAACCCCCACCGCCAGUACCAGCCCCAGUCGCACAUCGUGGCCGGCGCCGUGGCCGGGGCUGUGGCCGCCGCCGCCACCACGCCGCUGGACGUGUGCAAGACGCUGCUCAACACGCAGGAGAACACGGCCCUGAGCUCCCUCAAGAUCAGGGGGCACCUGUCGGGCAUGGCCAACGCCUUCAGCACCGUGUACCAGCUGGGAGGGCUCCCCGGCUUCUUCAAAGGCGUCCAGGCCCGGGUCAUUUACCAGAUGCCCUCCACGGCCAUCGCCUGGUCCGUGUACGAGUUCUUCAAGUACGUCCUCACCAAGCGCGCGCUGGAGAAAAGAUCAUAACAAACUCCUGGGCCAAGGGAGUGGGAGCCUCCCUGGGGCUCCUCCCGGGCGGCCCCGCUGGAAUUCUGCUGGAUUCACAUCCCCACAUCCCUUGGUGCUCGGUCACUGCGUGCCCCGGGGGUUCUGGGGAUUCCUGGUCACUGAGUGUGUCCCUGUCACUGAGUGCCCCAGGGAUUCCUGGUCACUGAGUGUCCCCAGGGAUUCCCAUGGUGUUUCCCAGGGAUUCCUGUGGUGCUCUUCAGGGAUUCCCGGUCACUCAGUGUCCCCCUGUCACCAGGUGUCUCCAGGGAUUCCCAGUCACUCUGUGUCCUCCAGGAUUCCCAAUCACUGAGUGUCCCCAGGGAUUGCUGGUCACUGGGUGUCCCUGGGGAUUCCCAUGAUGUUUCCCAGGGAUUGCCAUGGUGCUCCCCUGAGAUUCCCGGUCACUGAGUGUCCCCAGAGAAUGCCAUCGUGCUCCCCAGGGAUUCCUGCUCACUCAGUGUCCCCAGGGAUUCCUGUGGUGCUCCUCAAGGAUUCCUGGUCACUCAGUGUCCCCCCUGUCACCGAGUGUCCCAGGGUUUCCUGGUCACUGAGUGUCCCUGGGGAUUCCCAUGGUGUUUCUCAGGGAUUCCCAUGGUGCUCCCCUGGGAUUCCUGGUCACUCAGUGUCCCCUGUCACCCAAUGUCCCCAGGGAUUCCUGAUCGCUGUGUGUCCCUGGGGAUUCCCUGUCACCGAGUGUCCCCAGGGAUUCCUGUGGUGCUCCUCAAGGAUUCCUGGUCACUCAGUGUCCCCUGUCACCAAGUGCUCCUCAGGGAUUCCUGGUCACUGAGUGUCCUCCAGGAUUCCCAGUCACUGGUGUCCCUGGGACUCCUGGUCACUGAGUGUCCCCCUAUCACCAGGUGUCCCCAGGGAUUUCGAGUCACUGGGUGUCCCUGGGGAUUCCCCAUGGUGCUCCCCAGGGAAUCCCGGUCACUCAGUGUCCCCUGUCACCCAGUGUCCCUGUGGAUUCCCGGUCACUCAGUGUCCCCUGUGAUUCCUGGUCACUGAGUGCCCCUUUCCCUUAAACAACAACAACAACAACAAAAAAGAGUUUAUACAGACUUUGAUAUUAAUAUAUAUCUAUUUAAUAACUUUAUUUUGAAGCAGUGAAAUCUCAAGCUUCUCUUUUUCUGGAAAUAAGAUGGAAGAUGGAGUUUACUCCUUGCUGAAGGUUUAGGUUACCCAACCUAAGCUGAUUUUUUUUUUUAAUUUUAUUUUUUUAUUUUUACAGCAGAGAAACAAAAAUGUCCCGGCACAGAAGUUAAUUUUAUAUAAAUAUAAAAUAGCUGGAUAAUGUUUAUCCUUUAUUUUUCUAUGUAGGCAGUCAGGUGGUUUUAAAAUGCUUCUACAGCUGGGUGCAAAGCUGCUUUGAAAGGGCUCAGUUCUUCCCUCCUGUGAGGAAGACCCAAAAUCACUGAUUUUCUGGCCAGAUUGGCUUUAAUUACCCAGGUGUGGCCUGGCUUCUCCUGUGCGUGUCACGGUCCUUGGAAGCCCCUUGAGGGGACAAGGAAUGGGGACAUCACUUUGGCAGCACCUGGGCCAUCCCAAAAUCCCCUGGUGGGGAGAGGGGGAAAUCUCAAUUCCGUUUUCUACAACUCUUGAAGACGUCGAUUUUUAGCCGAUGUUGUUAUUUUGCAAUGUAAGCUUGCUGAAGGUACAUUUGCAUGGGAGGGACGGCUGACCAGCCCGCGUCCUCGCUGAGCUGAUCCCACGUUUUCCUCCCUGAGCCCUGAUCCCGUUCCAGGAGCUCUCCUGGGAUCCCCGGGGGUGCCCGGAGCUGCUCUGCCCCCAGACCCUGGAGCUGCUGUUUACAGAGCCCCUGGCAGCUCCGAACCAGCCCCAGAUCCUUGGGAAACCCCAGAGGCACCUCCAGCCCUCCCUGCUGCUCAGCCCUGUGCAGGAGGGGCAAAAACCCCACCUGGAAGGGGAAAAAUCCCACCUGGAGGGG
Molecule: messenger RNA, 2968 nt
Organism: Camarhynchus parvulus
Lineage: Eukaryota; Metazoa; Chordata; Aves; Passeriformes; Thraupidae
Gene: SLC25A37
Product: solute carrier family 25 member 37
Exons: 4
Coding region: 1-1002 (333 amino acids)
Biological process (GO): iron import into the mitochondrion
Cellular component (GO): mitochondrial membrane
Molecular function (GO): ferrous iron transmembrane transporter activity
Source: RefSeq, a predicted model, not a curated record